GCUGCUGAGCGGGGCUGUGCCGGCGAGCCCAAGUGUUGGUCAGUGAUGGAGCUGCUGCCAUGACAACCCCUGGAAGUCAGCGUGUGCGCGCGCGAGAGAGGCAGCCGCAGCCGCAGCAGCAGCGGAGGAGAUGCUCCUGGCGAGGAGGGAGAGCCGGAGAGGCAGGCGGCUGCGGCUGCUGCUGACCCUGGCGGCGGCGGCGGCGGCACCAGGCGGCUCCUGCCUGCUCCUCUCGCCAGCAGCCUGCCUGCCUUAAGUGGAGAGAGAGGCAGCCCAGGCGGGUCCCUGCUUUGCCCGCCGCCUCGCUCUCCGCCGGGGCUCGCGAGGAGGACCAGAAGCAGCCGGUGCUGUCCAGAGCAGCAGCCAGGCAGCGGAGCGGGCUGGUCCCCCGGCCUCUUCCCUGUCCUUGGGCGGGAGAGUCUCGCUGCCGAGGGGGGAAGUUUGGGGGACCUGUUUGGUGUGUGCUGCAGCUUUUCAUUUUUAAGAGCCAGAGACGGCGAGAAGUGGGGAGGGGGGGAGGCUCUCUCCAGCAGCGCCCUCCUUUCUCCCUCUUUGGGUGUCCAUCUCUCCUCCCCUCCUAUUUCCUGCCAGAGAGAGUUGCGUUUCCUCCUUCUUGGGUUAUAAACUUUUGAUGCCAGAUCUGCGCCGCGCGUGCCCAGCGGAAUCUUAAAGUGGCAUCUGAAACAGGCGGAGGAGGAGGAGGAAGAAGAAGAAGAAGAAGAAGAAGAAGAAGACCCGUGACCUUCUUCGCCUCUCUCCCUCUUCCCUGCUCUUCUCGCUCCCCUCGCCUCCUGCGCCUGGCACCCGAGGAAUCCUGGGGAGCACUUCUAGACGCGGUUUGGGGAGCUUGGCUUGGAUUUCCUCUGGAGACUCUGCUGCUGAUCUCGCCGCCCUGCCCUGCCCUCCCCUGCCAGGAGCCUCUGUGCAGCCUCCCUCCCCAUCUGCCUUUGCCUGGUGGAAAGUCCCCGCAGCCCAGGAUGGGGGUCGGUGGGUGCUUAGUCCUGCCCUGGCGGUGCCUAGUCGUCCUGUGUCUCAGGCUGCUCUUCCUUGUGCCCGCAGGAGUGCCCGUGCGCAGCGGAGAGGCCACCUUCCCCAAGGCUAUGGACAACGUGACCGUCAAGCAAGGGGAGAGCGCCACCCUCAGGUGUACUGUGGAUGACAGGGUCACGCGAGUUGCCUGGCUGAACCGCAGCACUAUCCUUUAUGCUGGGAAUGACAAGUGGUCAAUAGACGACCGAGUGGUCAUCCUCACAAACACCAAAACCCAGUACAGCAUCAAGAUCCAUAAUGUGGACAUAUAUGACGAAGGCCCUUACACCUGCUCGGUACAGACAGACAAUCAUCCAAAGACGUCACGUGUGCAUCUCAUCGUACAAGUUCCUCCCCAGAUUAUAAACAUCACAUCGGACAUCACUGUCAAUGAAGGGAGCAGUGUAACCCUCUUGUGUUUGGCCUUCGGGAGACCAGAACCGACAGUGACAUGGAAGCAUCUUGCUGGCAAAGAACAGAGAUUUAUAAGUGAAGACGAGUACUUAGAGAUCACAGCGAUCACCAGAGACCAGUCUGGGGAUUACGAGUGCAGUGCUGUCAACGAUGUUGCAGUGCCCGAUAUCCGGAGGGUAAAGGUCACCGUGAACUACCCUCCGUCCAUCUCCAAUGCCAAGAACACAGGCGCCUCUGUCGGCCAGAAGGGGAUCCUGCGGUGUGAAGCCUCCGCGGUCCCUUCAGCAGAAUUUCAGUGGUUUAAAGAAGAAACCAGAUUAGCCAACGGUCUGGAUGGCGUGAGGAUCGAGAACAAAGGGCGGUGGUCCACACUAACCUUCUUUAAUGUCUCGGAAAAGGAUUAUGGGAACUACACCUGUGUGGCCAUCAACAAACUGGGGAACACCAAUGCCAGUAUAAUUCUGUAUGGGCCGGGAGCAGUUCACGACGGCAACAAUGCAGCGUCCAGAGCGAUGGCUUGCGUCUGGCUAUCAAGCACCCUCUUGGCUCAUUUCCUCCUCAAGUUUUGAUAAGAAAAGUGAGGGUCUCUGCAGACAGCACCUGGCUUCUCCCACACCACAGACUUUUAACCAUCCACACUGCUGGGGAUGGGAGGGAGCCUACAACCAGUCCACAGCUUGAAUAUACUGCCGGGGGGGCCAAGGGGAGGGGGAGGGUAAGUAGGUUCCAAGUCAACCACCCACUAGGGAUUGGUCAGUCACGGGCAUUUCCCAAAGCAAGAAUAGUUUUCAUUCCCUUCUCCAACCCCUGAAACCCUAUUUAUAAGUGUCAGCCCCUCAUUCCGCCACCCAGCAUUUCUCGGCUGAGCCUGCCAACACACCCCAGGAAAACGAUGCGUCUUGGUCCGAGAGACGAUGCACAAUGGGAAGUUAAACCGUCAAACAUGUCCUAUUAUCUGUCUCUCUCGAACAAAAGGAUUGUUCUGCUCGUUACUACACUGUACAUACCUGUUCAUGUUUCUCCGUAUCCAGUUAACACUCUGGUUUCGCCUCGCUUUCCGUCUGGGUGGAUGUUUCCGAUGAAGGUGCGUCCUUUCGGUCCAUGCAAUCUGCUCCCCCUCCUGCCCACAUGUGGGUUAUAUUGGAAGCGUAGGAGGUGGGAGCAAUUCUGGACGAAUCAGACAGACGCAGACAAUGCGUUAGGCAACAGGUAGAGUGCGGGAAGGGCACACCUUCUCCCCUCUUAGAAAACUUGAUACCAGAGUGACUCCUCAAUCUGGGUAAAUUGAUAGAAUGGGUGAGUCAUGCAUUUCCCAUUUAUCAGAAUAAUCAUAUUGCUGUUCUGCCCAUUCACUCAUCCAUCUAAUUAUCCAUCCAUCUGCCUUUCUAGCCAUCCAUUUGCAAUAUUUAUCAAUCUAUCAAUGUAAUUAUCCAGGUUUGUUUUUUAAAAAAAAAAAUCCAAAUCUUUCCUCCUCAGCUCCCCAUCCAUUUCCCCACCUAUCCAUCAGUAUAAUCACCUUUAUUGAAUCCCACCUCGACAACUUUUAAAUUUCUCAUUAUUCACUCAUCACCAUUAUCAUCAUCAUCAUCAUCAAAAAUUCUGUGGCAGCCUCUCCUUUGUUGCAGAAUGAGGACAUUUAGGUAGUUCAUGCAGGGUCAGAUGCUUGUGGCACAGAUAAGCAACAAGGCAUACUUAAAAUCAGACGAGAAGAAACACAAAGGCACAACAUUCAGCAGCACUCCACUAACAAUGAUCCUGCUGAAUCAGUGAUUUUAGACCUAUUUUCCCCAAAUGGAGUGAUUUUCCCAUUUCCAAGCAUUGCCUUAAAAAGUAAUCCACUUGAGAUGCUGUGUUUUUACGGAGAGGUAUUCUGCCAUCUAUUCCAGUGUCCCCAGUUUUCUACUGCAUGUAGACAUUCAAAGAGAUUUACUCUCUUUUCCAUUUUGGGACCUCCAAGGAGAGCAGAGUUAUCCAUCCCCUCUCCAGCCCCACUCUGUCCUGCCUUUCCCCUUUGUUCUUUUAGAAACUCAUCCAGUCUGAAUCUGUUGGAGGCCAAUUACUUUGCUAGUGUGUUGAGACGUGAAUCUUGUAUUGGUUUGGCAUCCUCUUCUGAGCAGAGGGUACUUGAGCACCAAGCUAAGUUUCCAAGCAUUUAACAAUGAAUUAAAUAAAGAGGGAAAGAGGAAGGAGAAAAGCAAAAUAGAUUCACAUCAUUUCCUGCAUCUCUGCGGCUCCCGUCCAAGCCUUGCAGAGUGACUGAAGGAGUUUUCAGACACUGUUUUCUAAACCAGAGCAACAAUGCUCAGCUCAACCUUUGAGUCUGAAAAGGUUCUGUUUGGGUCUUUGCCAAGAGUUCCAGCUCAACUCAUUCCUUGCCCAUAAGACAAGGGACACAAGCAACAGAAGAGCUGUUUCUGCCAAAACACCACCGGAAAGAGAGGAUGCUACAGAGGAGCUCUGGUGCCUACAAGGAGAACAGAGAUCUGUUUUCUGUAAUGUCAUGUCUUGGGAAUCCGUUUUGUGGAUUGAAACAAACAAAAAGUACCCAGUAUGGUGGGCCACAACCCGAAGAAGCAACAGGCUGGUGCUCCUAAGUCAAACAGUGCCCUAUCUAGAACCCAAUUCAAGUUGUGCCCCAGGACAAAGUUGGGUGAAUGGAAUGGCUUGGAUAAACCCAUGCCCCCUUGUGAAGAGCAGCCAUGUGGGGAACCCUGUUACCUGUGUCUGAUUUAUGCUGUUUUCUAUGUGAUACAUAAAGGCUAUUUCCUAAAUUGGAAGAGAGGUGAAACAAAUAAGGAACCCGGUACUACGUAUUUGGAUGCUUCCCCCACAGGAGGCUGGUUCCAAGACCAUCAUGCUUAUGCCAAGACUGGGGGUGGGGGGGGGCAACAGCAACCUGAAAAGCAGUAAGGAAGUAUAAUGCUUACUGUACUGAGCUGCUAACAGUCAUGUUUGGGGAGCACUAAAAUGACCUUGUGGAUGACAAGUGACUGGUGUUGAUUCCCAACAGGUCUACAUGGAGUAAAGAUGUGCCAUUCAAGAUGUUUAGAUUAUACAUGUAAAACAUGAAUGAUUAAGAGAGUCUGAUAUUUACUUAUGCGAGACUAUAAAUUUGGGUGGUAUAUUCAUAAAGACGUUCGGACGGUCAGGGCUUUGCUUUUUGAUGAACAAUGAAAGAGAAUCCACCACAACUGCAUUACUAACUGAAUGUACAGACUUUGCUUCCCAUAACUUAUUUUUCUGCACAAAGUGGCCUGUUCCCUUCUAGACCUCAAGAAGAGAAAUCAAACCCUUUUUGAGAGGGAGUGGGCGGGGAGGACAGGAAAUGAUUGGAGCACCCAGCUUCCCAAAAACACUUCACUGCUAUGUCCAUUUUAGAACACCUUUUCCUUCUCAUGCUUUCUGUUAGGGCAGCAAGCAACGACGCUCAACCUCCCCUGUUCAAGGGGGAUCAAGAAUCUAAAGUGGAGGCUACUCUCACAAUCCUUUUGCCGUGAUGAGAGCGGCAUCAUGAAAUGAUGCUUUGGGAUGCUGACUUAAUCUCCACAAGACAUUUGCAACAGUGGGUUCAGUGCAAAAGAGCUUUAUACUACAGCAGGAACUGCUUUGGUGGAUCAGGCCCAGGCCGACCUAGCCCUGCAUUGUUUUCAACAACAUAGCAAGCUGCCAUCCACGAAUCAGACAAUUGGUCCAUACAGCUUAGUAUUGUCCACGCUGACUGGCAACAGCUCUCCAAGGUUUUGGGCAAGAAUCAUUUCCAGCCCUACCUGGAGAUGCUGCCAGGGUUGAACCUGGGACCUUCUGCAUGCAAAGCAGGUACUCUUCCACUAAACUAUGGCCACAUCCCAGUGGCCAGCCAGAUGCCUCUAAGUGUGCUUAGGGGCAUCAGGAAAGGGAUGGUCUUUCCCCAUGUUGUCAGAGAAAAGGGAAAGAGACAUUUGAAAUAUGGUUUAUCUCAACCCCAGCAACUGGUUAAUUAUAUUGGUUUAUUUAAGAGCUGUUCUAGUCUCUUAACACACACUGAUUCUCUCUUCAAAUAUGUUCUUGAUCAACACCGAUCACCAGGCUUGAUCGAACCACAUGCUGUUGGGAGUGAAUGGAAAAUUACAGGAUUAAAUUCAAGGUCUACGUUCAUAAGUAUGCCAUCAAACUUAUUAUCCCCAAAGUAUUAGUGAAUGUAACAUCGGCAUUGGUAGAUGCAAUUUUUUAGUUCCCAGAAACAGGCAAAACACCAAGACGUUGCUUGAAAAUCAUGCUGCAAAACUGCUGAGGGUUCAAAUAUAUGACAUUUUACUGAGCAAUCAGCUCUAGAAAACGACCCCUAGGUAAUUGCACCACACCAGCAUCAUGCUGCUUCUGCAUGCCUACCUUUGGAACCAUGUCUUAGGAGAGUAAGCAAGAGCCAUCAAGAAGGGCUAUACCAAGUGGAAGGCAAGAAAAGCCUCUAGCUAAAAAUAAAGUCCCGCUUGGAGGUUUCCUGCCAAUGAAGGAGGAAAUUCCUUCCGGAAUCACUGCACUGAAGUGCUGGUAAUAAACCAAGUACUGCGUUUGCUUGGUAGCGGUUAAUGUUAAGUGCCUGAUGCGUGAUUGUUUGCAAAUAUUCUCCAAAUACACUGGGGAAAAUGCACUCAGUACUGCAAGAAAUGUUGUGCAUUUAGAGGGUGGGAAUACUCCAUUUGCUGUCCCUCUGGCAUGACGUUUUGCCAGAGGAGCAAGGUAGCAAAUGUGGGCCUCCAUCCAUUUCAAAAAGGGCUUGCCCAAAGCUUCCCAGCCAGCCUCCACUGAAAUGAAUGGUGACUGGUUAAGUUGCACCGCUUUGAUUAUGGAUGGAGAGUUUCACACAGUUACACAAUACUAAAGCCUAUUCACUACGAUGGGACCAUAUGCAAAUAACUAGACACAGGAUUGCAGCUGCUGAUCCCGAAUCCAGAAAAUGCUGUCCACAUUAGCCUCAUUGGAAUCAAUGGGGCAAGUUAGUUACAACUAACACGAGGUUUAGCGAUGUCAGUGUUCUGAAUUGGGGCCUUUGAGUUCAGGGACAUAAGAGGUUUCACACAUGAGGUUGAAGGUCUUCCUUCCAAGUCUUGGUAGUGGAAAUGUAAAACCCACAUUAGCCAGAAAGCCCAUAUGCAUUACAAAGCCCUCCCCACUACUGUUCUCUUCCAAAUAGGCAGUGAGCAGUCAUUAAUGCAAGUGGCACCUGAGGGCAAUUUAAGCCUCAUGUGUGAAAAAAUCCCAAAUUGUGUCUAGGAGUCUUAUGUCCCUGAAAGUCUAGUCCAAGAUGGGAAGAUCUGCACCUUCCAACAUUCUCUGCCCCACAAGAUAGUAGAAACACACAGUGUAUGUACAGACUGAGAAAUGCUUAUGUUCAGAUAACUUGUAAAGUCAAUAUAACACGAAGCCUUUUUAUAAAGGAACACGUGUGGGGUGAGGAUAGGAAGAAUAAGAUAUAUCUUGGAUUGGCUCAGAGUUGUGCCCAACUCCAAAUCACCGAUGAAAAAAGAAGCCAACUCAAAAUGUCAGCAACUAUUAUUUUGCCGUUUAUUGACAAAAUAUUGCCAACUACUGAAAGAGACCACGUUUAUACCUGAUUUGGAUGGAGCAAAUUGUGGCUUUAUCCACACAGAGAGUGAUAAUGUGAGGAGAGAGCAACCACGCUCUGCACAUAUGCCUGACGGUAUAGACUGCAAGUUGCUGUGUUGAUGGUUGCCACAGCCACCCUUUCUGGAAUUAGGGCUGAAAUCCACAGACUGCUCAGAUGAUUCUGCAGAGCAUCCACGGAACAGCACUUCUCACAGAACUGCAGGUGCUCAUUCCAACAUACUAGUUGGUCACACGAAAUAAAUGCAACAGCUUUGCGACAGAGCUGCCCCUCACUUCCUAAACGGGGCACCUGGCCCCUUACCACAGGUCAAUCUGCUCUUUAAAAAAGUGACCUGCAGUAUAUAUUCCAUGCCAGGAUAACAACAGACCCAUCUCUCCCGCCCUGCUUCCACCAACAGCAGGCGUUUUAGAGGCAUUUGCACAUUAGUAGAUUUGGGGAACAAAAAGUAAAACUUAAGUGCAAUUUUUUUUCCAAAGAAAGGGACACUGAAUUUACCUUUGUCAUAGGCAGGUGGUAUAUUUCUACAAGCAUCCUGGCACAAUCUUAUUGAAAAACAAAAGUCCAUUCUACUUUUACUAACCUAUCUGCAGCUUUGAAUGCAUAGAAGAACAUUUUUCAAUUAAGGCUGCAAUCCAAAGCUUCACAAGGUUCCCAUGAGCAUGUGAAGCUCCACAGAGAGUUUCAUGAACAGUAUUGGAGCCACUGCAUGCCCACUGAAGAAUAUAAAUACUCAGUCCUUCCAGUUAAAGGCUUGGUCAUACAAGUUAGUAGACAUAUAUUCACCCUGACCCAGAGCUCCCUGUCCAUUCAUAAGCCAACACAGCUCUCCUGCACAGAUGGGGCUCCCUGUACAAUUCAUAAGGGCUCAUUCUGUGCACUCAAAAAUCCUUGUGGGUCAUCUCCCUUCACUGAAAUGAGCAGGGAAGCCCUCCGUGUCCAUUGGAGCUCCUGCAGCUAGGACAGAUCACUGCACAAAGCAAAAAGGUCAGGUUUUGUUCGAUGUCAUCAAUUAAAAUAGUCAACCAGAUGCAAGGCCAACACAAGUGAAGUUCCUUUCUCAAAACGUAGAAGUCAUAUCUGUGCUCAGAUCUCUACAUUGCUUCAAGGGGAUUCCAUCCACAAAAUGGCACCCAGAUAGCCGGGGCUUCAAGAUGGAAACUCCCCCCCCAGCCCUGACCACACUGCACCACUCACUCAAAGUUAAGGAAACAAAUACAAACCCAGAAAAGAAAAAUUGCCUCCGCUAUUUCCAGCUACUGGGGAGCACUGAAACAAACAAAUCGUUCAAGUUACUUGUGCAAUGUAUAAGUGCAAUUGUAAGGAAACAUGUUGGGUGUAUGAAACAGUUACCUGUCCAUUUCUGAGUCCUUAUCUUUGCUAGACUUAAACAGUUCUUCUCUGACAUAUCAAUGGUGCAGUUCUUCUAGCUGUGUCAAAGCUAUGGGCGUGCACAUUGUUUUCACACAAUUUAUCCUUUAAAAGAAAUAAACAAAAAAAACGUAAAUAAUUUUUCAGUGUUCAAAUGCUUUAAUGAGAAAAAAAAAUCAAAUGGAAGUUUUCAAAGCAUUUUUUCCUUUUAUUCCAUCAGCCUUCUAGAGAUACUCUUUUCAAUUUUAUUUUUUAUUUCUUAAAGCAAACAAAGUCAAGUCUCUCUUGUUUUCCGUCAAUAAUCGUAUUAAAAGGGUGAAUAUACUACCUGAAUUUUGUGCAUGUUACAUUGUAGUUGUAACCUUUUCUAAUUCAGAAAGAAUAAGAGAUGGUUGUGAUUGUGCAGUGUAUCAAUAAAGUUUGAAGAAAUUUGUA
Molecule: messenger RNA, 8851 nt
Organism: Hemicordylus capensis (graceful crag lizard)
Lineage: Eukaryota; Metazoa; Chordata; Lepidosauria; Squamata; Cordylidae
Product: opioid-binding protein/cell adhesion molecule-like
Exons: 7
Coding region: 978-2012 (344 amino acids)
Cellular component (GO): neuron projection
Source: RefSeq, a predicted model, not a curated record